GGUGUGUAUGACGCCACAUCCGGCGCGCGGCGGAACUGAUCCUCCUUCGCUUCCGCGGCGGGGCCGGAAGUAGAAGCGGCGGUGGCGGCGGCCCAAAGCCGAGGGAAGGAGGAAGGCAGGGAGCCCGGGAGCGGGAGCCGGAGUCGCGGCGGCGGAGACCCCUGUGCGGUGCGGAGGGGGCGGCGGCCCCGGCUCUGACCCGCGCCGGGGGGUGGGCCAUGGCGGAGAUCAGCGACCUGGACCGGCAGAUCGAGCAACUGCGGCGCUGCGAGCUCAUCAAAGAGAGCGAAGUCAAGGCCCUGUGCGCUAAGGCCAGAGAGAUCUUGGUAGAGGAGAGCAACGUACAGAGGGUGGACUCGCCAGUCACAGUAUGCGGUGACAUCCACGGACAAUUCUAUGACCUCAAGGAGCUGUUCAGAGUGGGUGGCGACGUCCCAGAGACCAACUACCUCUUCAUGGGAGACUUUGUGGAUCGUGGUUUCUACAGCGUCGAAACGUUCCUCCUGCUGCUGGCACUGAAGGUUCGCUAUCCUGACCGCAUCACCCUGAUCCGGGGCAACCACGAGAGCCGCCAGAUCACCCAGGUCUAUGGCUUCUAUGACGAGUGUCUGCGUAAAUACGGCUCGGUGACUGUGUGGCGCUACUGCACAGAGAUCUUUGACUACCUCAGCCUGUCGGCCAUCAUCGAUGGCAAGAUCUUUUGUGUGCACGGGGGUCUCUCCCCCUCCAUCCAGACCCUGGACCAGAUCCGGACCAUUGACCGAAAGCAAGAGGUGCCCCAUGACGGGCCCAUGUGUGACCUGCUCUGGUCUGACCCUGAAGACACAACAGGCUGGGGUGUGAGCCCCCGCGGGGCUGGCUACCUGUUUGGCAGUGACGUGGUGGCCCAGUUCAAUGCAGCCAACGACAUUGACAUGAUCUGCCGCGCCCAUCAACUGGUGAUGGAAGGUUACAAGUGGCACUUCAAUGAGACUGUGCUCACUGUGUGGUCUGCACCCAACUAUUGCUACCGCUGUGGGAAUGUGGCAGCCAUCUUGGAGCUGGAUGAGCAUCUCCAGAAAGAUUUCAUCAUCUUCGAGGCUGCUCCCCAAGAGACCCGGGGCAUCCCCUCCAAGAAGCCCGUGGCCGAUUAUUUCCUGUGAUCCCUCCAACCCCUGCAACCUCCAGCCCCUCUGGCCCUCGGACCACUGUGACUCUGCCCUCUUCUCCAGACAGAGGCUGGGCAUCGGGGGUGGGGGGGCUGUCUCGGCUCUGCUCUCCCCCCAAAGAGGGCACUUCGAGGGUGAGGACUUUCUCUGGAGAGGCUUGGAGCCUCAGCUCCAUGCUCCUCUCCUUUCUCCCCACUUGAACCAUGGAGUUUCCAAUAAUUUUUUGGUUUUCUUUUUUCUUUUUCUUUUUUUUUGUUUGUUUUUAGAUAAAAAUUUUGAGAGAAAAAAAGAAAAAUUCUAAUAAAAGGAGAAAAAUGGUA
Molecule: messenger RNA, 1468 nt
Organism: Canis lupus familiaris (dog)
Lineage: Eukaryota; Metazoa; Chordata; Mammalia; Carnivora; Canidae
Gene: PPP4C
Product: protein phosphatase 4 catalytic subunit
Exons: 9
Coding region: 219-1142 (307 amino acids)
Biological process (GO): peptidyl-serine dephosphorylation; double-strand break repair via homologous recombination
Cellular component (GO): cytoplasm; nucleus
Molecular function (GO): protein serine/threonine phosphatase activity
Source: RefSeq, a predicted model, not a curated record